Euleptes europaea (tarantolino) is the source of this 2654-nucleotide messenger RNA. RefSeq names its product axin 1 (gene AXIN1). NCBI's taxonomy places the organism in Eukaryota, Metazoa, Chordata, Lepidosauria, Squamata, Sphaerodactylidae. The transcript has 10 exons. Gene Ontology annotation, biological process: negative regulation of canonical Wnt signaling pathway. Bases 1 to 2640 code for a protein of 879 amino acids. The record is from RefSeq and is a predicted model, not a curated record.
AUGAACGCCCCGGGCCAGGGCUUCCCUCUGGAUCUCGGAGGAAGCUUCACGGAGGACGCCCCGAGGCCCCCGGUCCCCGGUGAGGAAGGGGAGCUGAUCUCCACAGACCCGCGCUCCGUCGUUGGCCAUGGUUUUUACCCUGGGAAGUGCGAGGUUCUCAAGGCGGAGCCCUCCACCGCCACUCCCCGGCGCCCUGACCUGGACCUGGGCUACGAGCCGGAGGGGAGCGCCUCCCCCACGCCCCCCUACCUGAGGUGGGCGGAGUCUCUGCACUCCCUGUUGGACGACCAGGACGGGAUCAAUCUGUUCAGAACCUUUCUGAAGCAGGAGGGCUGCGCAGACCUGCUGGACUUCUGGUUCGCCUGCAGCGGCUUCCGGAAGCUGGAGCCCUCAGACUCCAAUGAGGAGAAGCGGCUGAAGCUGGCCAAAGCCAUUUACAAAAAGUACAUCCUGGACAACAACGGGAUCGUGUCGCGGCAAAUCAAACCGGCAACCAAAAGCUUCAUCAAAGAUUGCGUCAUGAAGCAGCUCAUUGAUCCUGCCAUGUUUGACCAGGCCCAGACAGAGAUCCAGUCCAUGAUCGAGGAAAACACGUACCCGCUGUUCCUUAAGUCGGAUAUUUAUUUGGAAUAUACAAGGACCGGGGGGGAGAGUCCUAAAGUGUACAGCGAUCAGAGCUCAGGGUCUGGGACGGGGAAAUGCCUGUCGGGCUACUUGCCUACCCUCAACGAGGAUGAGGAAUGGAAAUGUGACCAAGAGGCUAAGGAGGAAGCCGGUCGUGAUUCAGUCCCCUCCAGCAGGCUCACCCAAAAGCUGCUGCUGGAGACGGCCCCUCAGCGCGCAACGCCCUCAAGACGAUACAGCGAGGGGAGGGAGUUCAGGCACGGGCCUUGGAGAGAGCCGGUGAACCCUUACUACGUCAACACUGGCUACGCCCUGGCCCCAGCCACCAGUGCCAACGACAGCGAGCAGCACAGCAUGUCCAGUGAUGCCGACACUAUGUCCUUGACCGACAGCAGCAUAGAUGGGAUUCCGCCAUACCGACUCCGAAAGCAGCAUCGCAGAGAGAUGCAGGAAAGUGCCAAAGCGAAUGGACGUGUGCCACUACCUCACAUUCCUCGUACAUACCGAAUGCCAAAGGAUAUCCACGUCGAACCACAGAAGUUUGCUGCAGAACUGAUAAAUCGGCUGGAGGAAGUCCUGAGGGACCGGGAAGCAGAGGCCAAACUGGAGGAGCGCCUGAAGCGCGUCAGAGCGGAGGAAGAAGGCGAUGAUGCAAAUGUCCCCAUGGGCCCCUCCCUCCUGAGCCACAAGCUGCCCCCCACGCAGCUCCUGCCCCACUUUGCCCCCCGCUAUGCUGAGAUGCAGCUGAGGGACGCUCACGAAGAGAACCCGGAGAGCAUCCUUGAUGAACACGUUCAGCGCGUCAUGAAGACGCCCGGCUGCCAGUCGCCAGGCCCUGGCCGCCACUCCCCCAAGCCCCGCUCGCCUGACAGCGGGUUGGCCGGGAAGCUGCUGCACGGUGUGGCAGGGACAGUCCCGCCAGGGCACAGCAAGCACGCGGCCAAGGGCGGGCUGAAGCUGGAUGCCGCCAACCUCCACCACCACAAGCACGUUUACCACCACCUCGUCCACCACCACGGCGCCCUCAAGCCCAAAGAGCCGCCGGAGCUGGAAGCCAGCCAGCGGGUGCAGGGCAGCUUUGCCUGGAACGUGGACGCUCACAGCUAUGCAACAAAAGGGCGGGCCUACGGAGAAGGCGUCGGCAUGGCCCCCACGCCUGUGGAUUCCUUGGGCCACAGUGGGAAAGCCAGCCUGCUCUCAAAAAGAAACACCAAGAAGCUGGAGGCGGGGAAGAGUGAGGCUGCCGGCUACGACAUGUCCGGGUCUCCGGAGGACGUCGAGAAGAACCACAAGAUCAUGCAGUGGAUCAUUGAAGGCGAGAAGGAGAUUAGCAGGCACAAGAAGACGACUCAUGGGUCUUUGGCUGCCAAGAAGCCACUGAUGCAUGAGGUACCCCGCCCUGCCUCCGUCGAGCGCCCCGUGGCCGUGCACCCGUGGGUCAGCACCCAGCUUCGCAACAUCGUGCAGCCAUCGCACCCCUUCGUCCAGGACCCGACCAUGCCCCCCAACCCGGCCCCCAACCCGCUGACCCAGCUGGAGGAAGCCCGCCGGCGGCUGGAAGAGGAGGAGAAGCGGGUCGGCAAGGCGGCCGCCAAGCAGCGGUAUGUGCAAGAGGUUAUCCAGCGUGGUCGCUCCUCUGUCAGGCCAGCUUGUAUGCCAGUGCGGAACGUGGUACCCGCCGUCUCCGACCUGGAUCUCUCCGAGUCCGAGACGAAGCCCCAGAAAAGGCCGGGCGGCGGCGGCUCUUUGCAUCAGCAGCAUCCCUGGGAGAGCAUCGUGGUGGCCUACUACUUCUGUGGGGAGCCCAUCCCCUACCGCACCCUGGUCAAGGGCCGCGUGGUGACCCUGGGGCACUUCAAGGAGCUGCUCACCAAGAAAGGGAAUUACCGGUAUUACUUUAAGAAGGUGAGCGACGAGUUUGACUGCGGCGUGGUGUUUGAAGAGGUGCGCGAGGACGAGGCCGUCUUGCCCAUCUUCGAAGAGAAGAUCAUUGGCAAGGUGGAGAAGAUCGACUAGCCCCAGAGGAACAA